This is a messenger RNA of Mycotypha africana, 1239 nucleotides long. Its product is annotated as ankyrin repeat-containing domain protein. Gene Ontology annotation, molecular function: protein binding. Bases 1 to 1239 code for a protein of 412 amino acids. The transcript has 4 exons. Lineage: Eukaryota; Fungi; Mucoromycota; Mucoromycetes; Mucorales; Mycotyphaceae. The record is from RefSeq and is a predicted model, not a curated record.
AUGUCACCUUUGAGGAAUCAUGGAAGUUAUUUGAAAAAGAAGGGAAUUGACAUUAAGCGUACCUCUGACAGGACUUAUGAUAUAGAAAUCGACCUAUCUGAGCGUAUCUCAUACGAUCAGGACUGGAUUGAAGUUAUAACUUUUGUUCUACCGACUGAUCUUUUCCCAGUACACGAUUGCACUGAGAUGACUACGAUAGACACUAUGACUGACGGUAACGCUAUUUGGAAUGCAAUUACUCUUGACAGCCUUGACACGGAAGCCCUUAAUCAAUAUAUGAACACUAAAGACAGCAGUGCAAAUAUAACUAAUCCCGGAGGAUACAGCUUACUAUACCUGGUCGUCGCUAAUAAAAGUCUGGACGCAUUACGUACAUUAUUAAUGCAACCAGGUGUUGACAUCAACUGCUUAAAUGGACCAGAGCAGGAGACAGUAUUACAUGCAGCCUGUUCAAAGGGUUUAAAUGAUGCUGUCGAGUUGCUAAUAGAAAAGGGUGCUUUACUUGACAUUAAAAAUUCUUUGGGUCAGCCCCCUAUAUUCAAGGCAAUCUUUAGUCACUCAUUAAAGUCUGUCGAGCUUUUACUUGGUGCUGGUGCAGAUAUGUCCGUUACUGACGCUACAGGCAACACACUUCUCCAUUUAGCAGUGUCAAAUCACUUCGAAGAGGCCAUUCCUCUUUUGUUAUCGAAGGGCGCAAAGGUCAAUCAGCAGAAUGCACGUGGGUUCUCUCCGUUGGCUGUUUCUAUUAAUUUUGGAUUUACAGAUAUCGCUAUUGCACUCAUGGAUGGAGGUGCUGACAUCAACCAAAAAGUUAGGUUCACAACUAUGCUUCAUCAUGCCAUCACUUGGAAUCGUCUACCUAUCAUAAAGCAGCUACUAGAGCGCGGUUGUGAAGUGAAUGUUGUGGAUGCUCAAGAAGAUACAGCCGUGUAUAUAGCAGUUCAACAAAGAAAAACAGACAUCCUGAGGUACUUGUUGGAAGAAGGAAAAGCGAAUCCUUGCUAUAUGGCUAUUAAUCCAGUUAGCACAGCCAAUUUGCCUUUACUCUAUGCUGCCAAUCAUGGAUAUACAGAAAUAUGUGAACUGUUGACCACGCCAACGACCGCUACUCCCAUUAUAGGAAAAGCAGCUGAAUUGAGCAAGUGGGCAGGUUUUCCUGACACGGAAGCAUAUUUACUAGACGUUGUCUCACAGAGGGUUGCCGGCUCCAAAGCUAGACCCAAACCCACUCUCAAGUAA